Chanos chanos (milkfish) is the source of this 321-nucleotide messenger RNA. It is a transcript of the gene ghrl, whose product is annotated as ghrelin/obestatin prepropeptide. Gene Ontology annotation, molecular function: growth hormone-releasing hormone activity. Gene Ontology annotation, cellular component: extracellular region. NCBI's taxonomy places the organism in Eukaryota, Metazoa, Chordata, Actinopteri, Gonorynchiformes, Chanidae. Bases 1 to 321 code for a protein of 106 amino acids. The transcript has 4 exons. The record is from RefSeq and is a predicted model, not a curated record.
AUGAUGCAGCUGGGCCGACGUGCUGGUCACAUGAUUCUAGUCCUUUGUGCCAUGGCCUUGUGGGUGGAGUCUGUCAGGGGCGGGUCUAGCUUCCUAAGCCCCGCUCAGAAACCACAGGGUAAAGGAGGGCGUGCAUCACCUCGAGUAGGCAGAAGAGACGCAACACAGCCUGAGACUCCACUGUUACAGGACAACCAGAUCACGGUGAGUGCUCCGUUUGAACUGGGCAUUUCCAUGAGUGAGGCAGAGUUUGAGGAGUAUGGGCCUGUCCUACGGAGGAUCCUGUUUGACGUACUUGGUGAUGCGCCUGCCGCAGUAUAA